Molecule: messenger RNA, 774 nt
Organism: Prunus armeniaca (apricot)
Lineage: Eukaryota; Viridiplantae; Streptophyta; Magnoliopsida; Rosales; Rosaceae
Source: the annotation of a GenBank genome assembly
AUGCCUCCAUCAGCCAAGAAGAAAAGCAAUGCACCCUUGGAGCCUCACGAGCAGCUGCUGGAACCUCCAAUACUGCUGCCAUGGCUGUUAGAAUUGGACGCCCUAAUCAGAAUCGAUCCACCAACUGCGAGGAUCGUAGCACUGACGUGUCAAACCAAAACCUUUCCCAAACCUCCAACUGUGAUGACCGUUGCGCUGGAUCUUCAAGAAACUGACCCCAUUGCACCCAUUGUGAUGACGAUGGUCAUCACAUCAAUACCUACUGCAAGUUUCACAGGCCAAACCAAGGAUGGGAUGCAGUCUAUUAUGUCUAGCCUUUCAGACCUUCAAAUUCAGCAAAUGUUGGCUAUCAUGCAUGACAAACCAGCACCUGACAAGAAAUCCCAGGUCAAUGCCGCUGCCACCAAUAAAGUGACUUUUUUCCCAUAUUGGUGUAUUUUGCAUGACCUUGUUACAAGAAAGAUGAUUGGUUUGGGUAUGCAACAUGGGAGGCUUUAUUAUUUGGUGGCACUAUUGGCGGAGAAACCCCCCAACACAACCCACCAAUAUCCCUCUCACCGUCCAUCCUGCAAUCACACUGUCACCACCACCGACCUUUGGCGUCUUCGUCUUGGUCAUGUUUCUUCCUCCAGAUUAAAUUUUAUGUCUAAGCAUUUAAUAGAUUUCCCUUUUGUCUCUAAUAAUGCUUGCCAUGGUUGUCCCUUAGCAAAGCAGAGUCUUCUCCCUUUUGGAACAAGUUCAAUUUCCUCUGUCAAAACAUUUGUCAAUAGUUGA